This is a messenger RNA of Anopheles darlingi, 691 nucleotides long. Its product is annotated as putative peptidyl-prolyl cis-trans isomerase dodo. The record is from RefSeq and is a predicted model, not a curated record. Gene Ontology annotation, molecular function: protein binding; peptidyl-prolyl cis-trans isomerase activity. The transcript is spliced from 3 exons. Gene Ontology annotation, cellular component: cytosol; nucleus. The coding region runs from base 206 to 691 and encodes 161 amino acids. Lineage: Eukaryota; Metazoa; Arthropoda; Insecta; Diptera; Culicidae.
CCUCUAGAGUUUACACUCCGUCUGGCAGGGCCUUAUACUACCCCUCAAGGAAUUCGCGCUGAAGCUGUCGCCGUUGAAGAAAAUCUCUCAAUUUCCGUGAUUGUGUGUUUCUAGCCUUUGCGGUGGUUUCUUUCCGAGCCUAGAACUACUUCUCUUAUCACCAGUGCUAGGAUAACUCGUUCUUUCUCGUGCCCGCACAAGUAACAUGUCUGACGGCCAGGAAAACGUCCCGGAAGGAUGGGAAAAGCGUACCAGCCGCUCCACCGGGAUGACUUAUUAUUUAAACAUCUACACUAAAGAGUCUCAGUGGGAUCCACCCACCUCUCCCGCGGAACCGGCCAACUCCUCGGAACCGUCGGAGGUGCAAUGCGCACAUCUGCUCGUGAAGCACAACAAAUCGCGAAGAGCUAGCUCGUGGCGCGAAGAUAACAUCACCCGCAGCAAGGACGAGGCUUUGGAAAUACUCGAAGGCUAUCGCAAGAAAAUUCAAUCGAACGACACAACGCUGCAGGAGCUAGCACAACGGUACUCGGAUUGCAGUUCCGCCAAACGGGGCGGUGAUUUGGGCAUGUUCAAGCGAGGCAUGAUGCAGAAACCCUUCGAAGAAGCCGCAUUUGCCUUGAAGGUGGGCGAAAUGUCCGACAUUGUCGAUACCGAUUCCGGUGUUCAUUUGAUUCUUCGGUUAAAGUAG